UAACGAUCCAGGUGUGACGGCGCGGUCACGUGUCCAGGUGUGUCGGAACCGACAUGGGUCUCGUGUACUCCGAGCCGACCUGCCAGGCGGCGUACGACGGAGACGUCCAGCGGUUGUACCAGCUGCUGAAAGAGGACCCGUCUCAGAUCGAUGUCCAGGAGGAGCAUAACGGAGACACGCCUCUCAUCGCUGCCUGUCGCCGUGGCAACCUGAGGACGGUCAAAUACCUGCUGGAGAACAAGGCCGACAUCCACCGAGCCAAUAAGAAAAACAGGACGUGUGUCCACUAUGUCGCCCGGAAGACUUUCUCUGUGCUCGACUACCUGAUGAUCGCGAUCCUGAUGCCCGUCCUGCUGCUGGGAUACUUCAUCAUGCUGCAGAAGCAGCGCGAGAACGCGGCCCUGAUGGAGGUUCUGCUCAACGCCAGCGCAAACGUCAACGCCGUGGAUAAGCAAGGAAACACGCCGCUUCACUACGCCUGCCAGAGAAAGAAGCACCGUCUGGUUCCUGUUUUGCUGAGAUUUAAAGCCAAAACCAGCCUCAAAAACAAAGACGGAGAAACUCCGAUGGCCAUCGCCAAAAGACUGCGGUUCAACAAGAUCAUCGCCAUGCUGAGGAAGAGAUACUGAGAGACGGGGAGGGGACAGAUGGGGGCCGUUAUAGAUUAGACCAGGGAUGGAUGGGAUGACGGAAGGGGAGGGGACAUUACAGAGGACAGACAGGGACAGGAGGCAAUAAAGAGACGG
Molecule: messenger RNA, 746 nt
Organism: Salarias fasciatus (jewelled blenny)
Lineage: Eukaryota; Metazoa; Chordata; Actinopteri; Blenniiformes; Blenniidae
Product: ankyrin repeat domain-containing protein 22-like
Exons: 6
Coding region: 54-629 (191 amino acids)
Molecular function (GO): protein binding
Source: RefSeq, a predicted model, not a curated record